AUCAAGAACCUAGGCAUGCAGACUGCUUCUACAAACAUUUGUGAAGGAAUGGAUCACUCUCAGGAGCUCAGUGAAUUCAAGCAUGGUACCGUGAUAGGUUGCCAUCUGUGCAAUAAGUCCAUCCGUGAAAUGUCCUUGCUACUAAGUAUUCCACAGUCAACUGUUAGUGGUAUCAUAACAAAGUGGAAGCAACUGGGAACAACAGCAACUCAGCCACCAAGUGGUAGGCUGCGUAAAAUGACAGAGCGGGGUCAGUUACCAAUUGUCUGAGUCAAUAGCUUAACCAGUUGCCACCUGACCGCCAUCUGUGGUUAAAGACUUCCAAACUUUGCGUGGCCUUCAGAUAAGCACAAAAACAGUGUGCAGAGAGCUUUCCAUGG
This is a messenger RNA of Staurois parvus, 380 nucleotides long. NCBI's taxonomy places the organism in Eukaryota, Metazoa, Chordata, Amphibia, Anura, Ranidae. The record is from the annotation of a GenBank genome assembly.